AUGGCGGACGAAGAUGAUGAAGGUGGUGUUCUGGACUUCACUGAUUAUGGAUUAAAGAAAUUUGACAUACCGGAGGGUUUACAUCCCAGUGGACUAAUUCUUGAUCAAAACAGCAUCUCAAAAAUAGAAAAUAUAGACCACUUGCAGGACUUACAACAGCUGUCCUUAGCAUCCAAUCACCUGGUUAGGAUGGUGGGGGUGUCGUCCUUCAUCCAGCUCACUGUACUGCGGCUCUCCAACAACAGCAUUGUCAACAUUGAAGGACUCACAGACCUAGUAUACCUGUCUUGGCUGGAUCUCAGUGGCAACAGUAUAAAGGUUAUUGAGAAUUUGAAGAAUAACGUCAAGCUGCGCCAUCUGGACUUGUCUGACAACAAUGUUGCUGUCAUCGGGCCCUUAUCUUCCCUGUCUAUUCUCAAGACUCUUUUGCUUCAUGGUAAUAUCCUUUCAAGUCUGAAGCCGGUUCCUACUUGUGUUCCACCAUCAGUCAGAGUUCUCUCCCUUGAGAGCAAUGAACUGUGUGACCUCAAUGAGGUGUGCUACCUGGCCAGCCUCCCCGACCUGGAUCAGCUGUCUCUGGCCAACAACCCCUGUGUCCUCAUGACUGCGCUGACACAAUAUCCUUCUAUACAAGCUACAUAUGAUCUACAACUGCAGGGGGAGUGGUUGUACUGCCAGGGUAAGGGUCGUCACUUCCACCUUGGGGAACAUCUACAGCUUGUGACGUAUCUGCCACCGCCUGUCCCCUCACCACCUCAGACAAGAUAUAAACUUAUCCACGAUUAA
Molecule: messenger RNA, 786 nt
Organism: Haliotis rubra (blacklip abalone)
Lineage: Eukaryota; Metazoa; Mollusca; Gastropoda; Lepetellida; Haliotidae
Product: centrosomal protein of 97 kDa-like
Exons: 9
Coding region: 1-786 (261 amino acids)
Molecular function (GO): protein binding
Source: RefSeq, a predicted model, not a curated record